AUGAUCCUCGGACUCCUUGGAAUAAUCAAUAUAUACCUUUUUCUUACUGGACUGUUCAGGACUGUAAACCUGCCUGCUGAUUCCUCGAUGGAGUCUCCCGGCUCUAAAGAAUACAGUAAAAUCGUGUAUCUUCUGAUCGAUGGGCUUCGUUUUGACUCUUCCGUAAAUACAUCCAAAGAAGGACAUAUAUUUAAUAAGAUGAAACAUCUACGAUCAAUCAAAAGCAAAUUCCACGCUCUGAGCGUCAGUGGAAUCCCGACAGAGACAGGGUCUAGGGUCAUAGGGCUUGUGACAGGAACACCCAGCAAUUUCUUGACCAGUGUUGGAAAUCUCCAAGGAUGCUCAAUCCAUUGGGACAACAUGGUGAGGCAGCUUCUCCAGGAUGGGAGGUCUUGUGCUUUUUUUGGAGACUGCCAAUGGAUUAAGUAUUUUCCAGAACUCAAGAAUGGGCCUUGCCAUACAGUAGAUCCAUAUGGAAGAUACGAGUUAAGGAAACAAGAAAACGAGAUAAUAGAAAGAAUCCUACAGAGUAUAAACAACUACGAUGUCAUUAUUGCACAUCUGAUAAAUCUUGAUUCCUACGGUCACAUCCAUGAGACUAUAUAUCACAAAGAUAUGGAACAUCAGUUGAUGAUAUAUGAUAAUCUCAUAAAUGAUAUAUAUGAGAAGAUGUCAGAAGACACAUUGUUUGUAAUAUGUAGCGAUCAUGGCGUAGAUGAUAACGGAGCUCAUGGAGGAGUCUCCACAUUGGAGAUGUCUUCUGUUGGAAUUUUCAUAUCAAAAGACGGGAGAUUCACUAAUCUUUCUCCAGUUAACGAAGAAAUAGAAGAACUAAGGAAAAAGCACAUCUUAAGAAUGUACGACGACAAUCCUCUUGAAAUACAAGCCAAAGAGCCUUAUCCGACUAUUCAUCAGGACGACAUCCUCCCAACACUCUGCUAUUUGAUGGGUGUUCCAAUUCCAAAGAUGUCUUGUGGUAACUUCAUACACGAGCUUGUACACGAUGUAAAUGCAUAUCAAACCUACUACAAGCAAAAAUGCAGUGUGCUUGGAAUUGAGCCACGAGAAGUUCCCAAAGAAACUAAUGAAUAUGCCAAGCUGAACUAUAAGUUAAGCGAGGAAAUAUCUCGGAAAUUUGCAGGGAGAAAUUAUUUCAGGUUAAUUAUUUCUGCAAUACUUUCUGUGGUAAUAGCACUAGCCGUUAUAUUCAAGCUUUUCAGCUCGAAGUUCUACAAGUUCAACGACAUUCUUCUGUUGUUUGUUUUCAUAAUGACUGCACAUUCUGUACUAUCCAUAGUUCAUGAGGAUUUGUUCUGGGCUGUUACGUUCUUUAUUUCGAAUCCUUCGGCUAAGAAUCUUCUUGGUGUGGUAAUUCUUUUACAGAUGGUAAGACCUCCAUCAAAUGCAGAUCCUUUUUAUGUCCUGGUUAUGGAGAGACUCAAGCUUUCUCCGAUAUUCAAUGGAAAUCUUCUCUUUAUCCUUGAGUUGUGCUUGUUUGGAAUCCUCAACAGCACAGCACACUUUGAGCUAGCUCCCCGGUUUUUCUCUAGCAGUAUUUUCGAGAUUUUCAAUAGUCAUCCGCAUAUCUUUAUUUCUCUCCUCAGAUAUCUGUUUGGAAGUGGAUUGGAUUCUGCAUCAUGGAGACUCAGCUUAUUUCUAUCAUCCCCCAGCAUUGAUACCUUAAUAGCCCUGGUAUUCAGGCCGAUGGAGUCCAUAUAUCUUAUCUAUAUCAUCAGAAAUUUAGAUAUUGAAAACAGCGUUACCGCUUACUUCUCGCUUACGAAUAUGGCCUUCUUCUCAUCAGGACUACAGAAAUUGUUUCAAUCUAUUAACUACAGUGUAUUCUUCACGUUUUCAGGUAACUUCCUUACUUUGCCUGUCGCCUUGAUUGCCAUACUAUACUUUGUGUGUCCAAGACUCCGGGCCAUACAGUUGUUUAUGUCCCAUCGAGAUAAGACAGGCUCUUCAAAAGGGAAGAAAAGACAUCUAAGAGAUUUUCAGUCCUCCGUAAAGGAAAUAUUCAUGUUUCAUAGCCUCAAUUUAUUACUAGUGAUGUGGUCAGGAUAUACCAUUUGUGAGUCGCUUUCAUUCUACAAAUUCCUUGGAAUUCGUGCAUUCUUUGAGUAUAUCUACUAUUUUAUAGAUAUCGCUUUGUUCUCCGUUCUUGGAAUAAUUAAAAGAAGGCUUAAUUGA
Encephalitozoon intestinalis ATCC 50506 is the source of this 2193-nucleotide messenger RNA. RefSeq lists its product as uncharacterized. The record is from RefSeq and is a predicted model, not a curated record. Bases 1 to 2193 code for a protein of 730 amino acids. The transcript has a single exon. Gene Ontology annotation, cellular component: endoplasmic reticulum membrane. Gene Ontology annotation, biological process: GPI anchor biosynthetic process. Gene Ontology annotation, molecular function: mannose-ethanolamine phosphotransferase activity; metal ion binding. Lineage: Eukaryota; Fungi; Microsporidia; Unikaryonidae.